Anthostomella pinea is the source of this 255-nucleotide messenger RNA. NCBI's taxonomy places the organism in Eukaryota, Fungi, Ascomycota, Sordariomycetes, Xylariales, Xylariaceae. The record is from the annotation of a GenBank genome assembly.
AUGGCAACAAGAAAUAGCAGCAGCAGAAGUGACGCCGUCUUCUCGACGUCUGGCGUCAUGCCGCGGAGCGAGGAGCGUGCGAAAUACCCCGGGAAUCACACUCGCCUCGUCAUAGGUCAGCCGUGGGCCGUCCUGGAAGGCCCUUCGAUUUCCCAUACGUACGGGCUGGGUGAGGAGCUGAUGGUUGGUAGCUGUGGUGGGAACGUGGGUGAGACCCUGCGCUCGAUCAACGGGUCUGAGAAGUCAGUCGCUUGA